AUGUCUACGUUUGAUACGAACGUUGACUAUAGCGAGAGUCGAGCAGCUGAGAUCAAUACAAUCGGAUGGGUAUUUACUGGCAUUGCUAUCGCUGUCGUUGCCUUGAAGAUAUUCUCUCGUGUGGAUAGCAAGCGUGCUGGAUGGGAUGACUUUUUUAUUUUUUUCUCAUUGGCUCUUAGUAUACUUGCCACCUCAUUCGUCUCCCGCUCGGUCACAUUGGGAUUUGGGCGACAUACUGCAGCAGUUGUCGCAGAGCAUGGCUUAGAGCGCUAUGAAAAGACUGCUUAUUGGCAGAUCAUUGCAUUUCCGUUCAAUAUCGGUGCAUUUAGCUUCCCCAACAUCUCGAUUGCGAUCUUGAUCGUCGAUCUACUGGACCCUAACAUCUAUCGCAAAUGGUGUCUCUAUCUUAUGACAAUAUUCCAAGUGAUCUUUGCUAUGAUCUCGGUAUUCAUUGUGUUCUUCCAGUGUAAGCCCACGGCAAGACUAUGGACCCCCACGUUGGACGGCACUUGCUGGAGCUCGGAUGUCUUCGACGAUUUCUCCUACUGGGUCAGUGCCUAUACGGCUAUAACGGACAUCAUUCUGGCGAUUGUCCCCAUUCGAGCAUUUUGGAAACUACAAAUGCGAACCUCGACCAAACUCAGUGUCUGCAUCAUGAUGGGAUUGACAUUGCUCUCGGCAAUCGUCACGAUCGUUAAAGCGACCUAUUUACAUCUCUUUACAAACCACACGGAUCCACUAUGGGUCCCCGUGCCACUGGUUCUUUGGGGCUUGGUUGAACAAAAUGUUGUUAUUAUCGCUGCCUGUAUCCCAACCCUCCGCCCUUUUUUUCGCAAAACAUUCAAAUCUACCCUAGGUUCUUCCGAGGGGAGCACUUCACGGAGUCGUUCGGGAUCCGGAUUCAAGCUUCCUUCCAACCCGAUCACUGGUGGUGCUAACAAAGCCCCGUCCUCUGUCUCGGAGUUUCCCCUGAGGAACACGCGGCAAAAAAGUCAUGGCGAAGAUAGCCAUGGCAGCGAUCAUGAUGGGUCAUGGCAUGGCAUGGAGCCCUGA
Penicillium angulare is the source of this 1053-nucleotide messenger RNA. RefSeq lists its product as uncharacterized. The transcript has 5 exons. Lineage: Eukaryota; Fungi; Ascomycota; Eurotiomycetes; Eurotiales; Aspergillaceae. The coding region runs from base 1 to 1053 and encodes 350 amino acids. The record is from RefSeq and is a predicted model, not a curated record.